ACUUGACGCAGGUUUGUGUUCAGCCCCUCCUUCUGCUGAGCGGCGUGUGUUCCUCGGGGGUGACGGAGACAGCCAGCUGGUCCUACCCUGGUGCAGAGGGAGCGGAGCGGGGACUACACACCGCCUCAGCCCGCAUCCACGGACACGGGCCGGGGAUGGCGUCACUCGGCGUGGGGCUGCAUCUCAUCCGCAAGCGGGGAGCAGGCAGGAGCGCCGCGGUGGAGAGGAGGAACCUGCUCACGGUGUGCAGAGGCGUUUGUGUGAGGUUAGCUUGAGGAGCACUACAACCCCGGACUCCAUCUGUAUUUACAAAUAUGUCAACAUAUCAGCUGGCUGACCUCGGGUUUUCAGUGAAGACUCUGCUGGACCGCUCCUGUUUCGAGACAAUAGACGACACAUCUCCAGAGUUCGUUAACUUUGUUUCCAUCCUGGAGCACAUCCUCAGUUAUCGACUCAAAGGUAAAAAACGUCAGACAACUUGGUUUGGCUAUGAGAGUCCUCGGAGUUUCUGGGAUUACAUAAAAGCCGCCUGCUGUAAAGUCCCUCAUAAUUGCAUCCGAAGCAUCGAGAGUAUGGAGAAUGUGCGAUCAUCGAGAGCUAAAGGCCGGGCGUGGAUCAGAGUGGUCCUGAUGGAGAAAAGAUUGUCAGAAUACGUCUCAUCUGCUCUGAGGGACUUCAAAACCACCAGGAGGUCUUACGAGGACGGAGCCAUCAUGCUGGGAGAGGAGGCGGGGCUGUUGGCAGACACGCUCAUCGGUCUCAACACCAUUGACUUGAGCUUCUGUUUGAAAGGAGAGGGUCUGGACGGCAGCUGCCCCGCCGUGAUCGACUACACGCCUUACCUGAAGUUCACUCAGAAUGCAGACAGCAUCAGCAGCGACGAGGAGGAGAUGAGGACUCUGGGGAGCAGCGGCAGUGAGAGCAGCACCCCCGACAAAACGGCCACGGCCGCCUCCAUCUUCACCGAGCAGAGCAACUUGGUCAGCAAGUGCAAACGCUUUGAGCAGAAGUACCGAACGUCGCUCGAGCAGAAGGGUUACCUGGAAGAGCUGGUCCGUCUACGCGAAGCCCAGCUGUCAAAGGCCGUGUCUCAUAACAAAGCUCUUCAGCAGAGCCUAGCAGACACUCACCUCUCCCACACACUGGAGAAAGAACAGCUUAAGUACAUCGUACAUGAACUACAGAACCAACUGACGGUGCUCAAGAACAAUGAUUUGCGGUCCAGACAAGAGUUGACAGCCCAUCUGACCAAUCAGUGGCCAUCUCCCGUCGCCUUGGAUGCCAACGCCGUUGCCUUGGACACGCUGCUGUACAGGCAGAGCACGGGACAGUGGGAGGAGAAGAGUUUCCAGAGUCUGGAGCAGCUGUCUGCAGACAUGAGUCUCUCCCAGAUGUCUCUUGAACCGUCACACACACCGAGUCUGGAGGCCAGGCCGACCGGCACACACUGGUCCCACCAAGGUAAAGAGGAAACUCCGUCUCUAAGAGGUCUGUGCGGCUCCCUGACCUCAGUCGCAAGUUACAGGUCUCUGGCCAGCCUGAAGUCCAGCGAGUGUUUGGCCAGUCCUGCGACAGAGAUCAGCAGCCCAGGCUUCACUCCUUCAUAAUAAACGGAGAGCUUAAAAAAAAACCCAGAUCUCCACAUAAUCCAGGACCUUUCUUAAUGUAGGUGAUAUAGAUUUGUAGACAUUUAUGUUCUGUAUGUGGAGCCCAGAGCUUUAACAGAUGGAAGUCAGGUUUGCAAGUUGAGAAGCUGGUGUAGCAUGUUCUCUGAAUUCUGAAGUCGAGAGAAGCUCCGUCAGACCGAAAACAGGAAUGUACCAUUCAGUGGAAACAACCUGACUCUGUAAAGAGGAUCUCCUGCUGUUACUUCAUAAAUAUGUGUUUAAAUUAUUUUGUUUUGUUGGGCUUUUAUCAGUGGAACAUCAUUUAUUUCCCUUUUUGAAAGGAAUUAAAAUAGCCAUUGAUGUAAGAAUUGAAAGGUUGCAUGCUGAAAACAGAAAACACUGAACGCCUCAGUCAGUGUUAAGUUUUGUCACUACGAAUAUUUUGCUGCAGUUAAACGUUUUUUAAAAUGAUGUUCUGUGCUGUUACUGCUGUCACUGAAUUUAUAUAAUUGUUUUUUACAAUCUCUUUGAUUUAUGACGAAUGCUUUGCCAGAUUAAGUCAUCAAAGAUUUGCCGUCUCACAUUUUGUGUAAAGUGUAAAUGUUUUUAUUUAUUUAAUCUGUUAUUUUGUUAAUGUUGUGCAUAAUGCAGUGUCACAGGGUUUGUUCUCAGGUAAUGAUCCCUACGAUUAAUACACACCCGUCACUUCUGGGUUCACUUUAAAGUCCAGCUUUAUCAGA
Messenger RNA from Cottoperca gobio, 2347 nucleotides. RefSeq names its product RUN domain containing 3b (gene rundc3b). The coding region runs from base 315 to 1607 and encodes 430 amino acids. The transcript is spliced from 12 exons. The record is from RefSeq and is a predicted model, not a curated record. Lineage: Eukaryota; Metazoa; Chordata; Actinopteri; Perciformes; Bovichtidae.